This is a messenger RNA of Diabrotica virgifera virgifera (western corn rootworm), 1465 nucleotides long. RefSeq lists its product as uncharacterized. Gene Ontology annotation, biological process: carbohydrate metabolic process. NCBI's taxonomy places the organism in Eukaryota, Metazoa, Arthropoda, Insecta, Coleoptera, Chrysomelidae. Gene Ontology annotation, molecular function: carbohydrate binding; isomerase activity. The transcript is spliced from 6 exons. Bases 301 to 1134 code for a protein of 277 amino acids. The record is from RefSeq and is a predicted model, not a curated record.
GUUUUUUGUAUAUGAAUGAAAAACUAGUCGUUUGAGCUUCUACAUAUUUAGAUCGUUAGAUGCCUUUCUGCCCUGUUCUUAGUGUUGUGAUUUCAUUGAAUCGACGCUAGGGAUAGCAUAUCUGGUUUUUAGAUUCUAUAUUAUUUUUUUCACUACCGACAGAGGGACUUAACACCUGUGGUGUGUCCGCGCAGGUAAUACCGCGUAAAGUGAGAUUUUAAGUGUGGAACACUAUUAAAAACAUUAACCAAAGAAGCAUCUUUUGGCCGGCGGGAUCGGGAUACCAAAAAAAACUUGACUAUGGCAGCUACUAGUGUAGUAGUGUUAGACAGAGGAAACAACACCACUUGUACUAUUAAUCUACAUGGUGCUACAGUUGUGUCUUGGAGAGUAAAUAAUCAAGAACAAUUAUUUGUGAGUAAACUAGCAGUAUUUGAUGGAAAAAAAGCAAUCCGAGGAGGAAUACCUUUUGUUUUUCCUCAAUUUGGACCAUGGAGUUUUGGCCCCCAACAUGGUUUUGCUAGAAUUGUUAGAUGGAAUUUAGAAAAAGCUCCUGAAAGACUUCCCAGUGGAGAUGUGGAAGCUGUAUUUUCUAUUAUGGAUACAGAGUACACUAGAACCAUGUGGAAUUAUCCGUUCAGACUGACAUAUAGGCUGAUACUUCGUGAAAAGGAGUUACAUUUUAAUAUUGCUGUAUAUAAUCCGAGUAAGGAGUUAUCAUUCAGUUUUAACAUGUUACUACACACGUAUUUUAAAGUUCCUGAUGUACGACGUUGCCAAAUUACAGGCUUACAAGGCUGCACCUUUAUGGAUAAAACCAGGGAAGGAGCAAUAUAUCAAGAGGCUCGUGAUGUUGUAACAAUUGGAGAAUGGACUGAUAGGAUUUACCAAAAUACUCCCCAAGAACAUAUAAUAACCAAUGUCGUAUCUGGUCGGAAGAUGCGCAUUCAAAAAUAUAAUUUUCCUGAUACUGUGAUUUGGAAUCCAUGGAUAGACCAAGCGAAGGACAUGUCAGAUUUUGGAGAUGACGAGUAUCCAAAUAUGGUUUGUGUAGAAGCGGGGCACGUAUCAAGUCCUGUAAUUCUUUUACCAGGGACAGCAUUUGAAGCUAGCCAAAUUCUACAGGUUAUGUGAAUACAACUAUUGCCAUGUUACUCUCAAGUUUGGUCAGUCAUUUUCAUAUAUUAUUACUAGUAACAUGGAAGUUUUCGUAAGACAUACUGAUGAGAUUUGAUUUAAGAACAGCUUAUUUCAUUAUCAUUUACUUAUGAAGUGUUUAUUCAUAUUUAAAUUAAAUUUUAAAAGUUCAUUAUCAUAAUAAAUUGUAGUACCAGGUAUAUUAAAGUGAUUUGAAUGGUAGUGGUAAAGUGAAUGAAUUUGUUGCUGUCUGCCUAUUAAAGUUAAGUGGUAAAGUAUAUUCUUAUCAAUUUGUGAAAUAAAUUUUGCAAUAAACUUAUAUUUUAUA